UUAGAGCGAGAGAGGAGAGACAGAGGAGCAGGGACCAAGCUGAAGAAGGGAACUGGGGGAACUGGGCUCUUGAGAUGCUCGAGCGUCACAGAGCAAGCUGGUUUCUGUGCAUCCCUGCAAACUCAGAGGUUAUCGUGAGAGGCCUGAGGCGUUGACAGCCUCCAAACCGGUUGGGACUCGGUGUCAGCAUCCAGCUGGCUGAUGGCAACUGGAACUGCAUAACCUCCAAUUAUACUGUGUGUAACAGAACAUCCUGUCUGCUCUCGUGGGAAGUCACAUGGAAGUUGGCGCCAACUGAUAUUCCUGUCCAGAGAGUGUCCACGACCACCCAGUGUUUGCACAACUGUUACAGAAGGAUUAUAAGAUCACUUAAUGUCUCACUCGCUGAAGAGAGUGUCUCUGUUGUGGGAGUGAGAAAAACACCGGCAAAGCCCAGAAGCACCCGGAGCUCGUUCUCAUCUGGAGCUAUGCCCCCAGUUCGGCCCCCUCCACCAUAUCUCACCGCCCGCUCGGCCUUCCUCCUCGGACUGCUGCUCCUCGCUCACCGGGGGCCCUCACACGUCAGCUGCCAGAAUGACACCGAGCCGAUCGUGUUGGAGGGAAAGUGCCUGGUGGUGUGCGACUCGUCCCCCUCCGCGGAGACAACGGGUAACGCUCUGGGCAUGUCGGUGAGGUCAGGGACCGGGCGGGUGGCGUUUUCAGCCGUACGCAACACCAACCACGAGCCCUCAGAGAUGAGCAACCGCACCAUGACCAUCUACUUCGACCAGAUCUUGGUGAAUGUUGGCAGCCACUUUGACCCAGCAAGGAGCAUCUUUGUUGCCCCGAGAAAAGGAGUCUACAGCUUCAGCUUCCAUGUGGUCAAGGUCUACAACCGGCAGACGAUUCAAGUGAGUCUGGUUCUCAAUGGCUCGCCGGUGAUCUCGGCCUUCGCAGGUGACCAGGAUGUGACCAGGGAGGCUGCCACCAACGCCGGGCUGGUGAUGAUGGAGAGGGGGGACAAGGUUUACCUCAAGCUGGAGAGGGGGAACCUGAUGGGCGGGUGGAAGUACUCCACGUUCUCUGGCUUUCUGGUGUUCCCCUUGUAGGCUGGUCUAGGGUCAGAUGGUUACUUUCUGACAUAAAGGAGGAGGCGUCAGUAAAUGCUGUUUGAGUUCCACGUUAAAGCUGGAAGUGACAUCCAAACUGCUUUGAUGCCUCUUUAUAAGCAUCAGAUGGGUGAAUUCACGUUGCACCUGAAUGUAAUUUCCAUUUGUGUUGCGCUCACGUGUCUUGUUGUGCUGUACGUGGUCUAAAUACUGUAGCGUGUCAUCUACCCUGUCUGAGGUUCAGUGAUUUUCAGUUAGUGCAUGAAAUCCGAUGUUUGUGGCAGUAAAGAAAAUGAUUGUGUCUGUUCCCUGACUCGUACCAAUCUGUCUGUAUGUCUACAUGAUCCAGUUAGUGCUCAGCGGUGCUGGAUGAAGUCGUGAAUGUGAUCGAUGCAGUUUCAAUAACUUGAGGGACAAACAGUAAUGUUCCCGUGGAGUUGACACCACCCUCGUGUUUGUUCUGUAGGAAAACGAUUGUAAACAGUUUAGCUUUGCACUAAAAACUACAAACAGGGUGAAUGCUAAGCUAGCUCUGUCCCAAAUGUAUAAAAUCCACCUUCCAGGAGGUCGAAAGAUCACGAGUCAGCACGUUGUGUCUCAUUUGUUUAAUCCAGCUGUGGCUUCACCCCCCCCGACACCACAUCAACCGUCAGGCCUCUUUAAAGAUAUUUAUCGUCAAACAUGAGAAAAGGUUAUAUCAACGUAUUGUCGGUCCUAUUUUAUGUUUUGUUGGAUAAUUUGGGUGAUAAUUAAUUUGGGGGAUUUCCUCUAACGUGUGGAACUACAGGUACCAUCAUGCAUUAGGAAAUGUAAUUAAGGCAAAGUGCUGCCACGCUAGUUAGCAUGUGGGCGACAUCUUUAGGCCGGUUGUCUCGAAAAGAAUCUCAGGCAAGUUCUUCUGUUUAAAGUCUCUAUGUUUGACCCAUUGACAGUUUAAGUAAAAAAUAUGUGAAUCGUGUGUUCGGGUUUGAGUCUGGAUAAGAGUUUGAAAACCGGAGGAGUACAAUGACAGGGUUAGGGGGUUCAGCUUCACGCAGAUUGAUAAAGUCCAAAAGGCAAAAUGAAAAAAGCUUCACAUUCCAUUUGAAUUAAUUGAAUAGCAAUACUUUUUAUUCAUGUUUAACGACUUCUCUUUUAUUAAAAACCUUUCUCAGUUUUGGUGAUU
Molecule: messenger RNA, 2253 nt
Organism: Hippoglossus stenolepis (Pacific halibut)
Lineage: Eukaryota; Metazoa; Chordata; Actinopteri; Pleuronectiformes; Pleuronectidae
Product: cerebellin-1
Exons: 4
Coding region: 468-1088 (206 amino acids)
Cellular component (GO): glutamatergic synapse; synaptic cleft
Molecular function (GO): protein binding
Source: RefSeq, a predicted model, not a curated record